GACAACGGAAGCCGGAAGUGAAUUUCUGUGGAGAGACGGGAAGAGCGACCGCGGAACUGGGACUUUCUCGGAGCGACGGGGCCCGAGGAGCGCUCGUGGCCCGCUGCUCCCGCCCUUCUCACAUCGGACCGAUUCUGCUGAAAGACCUUGACUUGUUGGAUGAGCGGGCCCCCCUGGAAGAGUCAGCCGUGUGAGAUGGUGCAGCCCAGCGGUGGCCCGGCCGGGGACCAGGACGUGCUGGGCGAAGAGCCUUCUCUGGGGAAGGCGGCCAUGCUCCACCUGCCUUCGGAGCAGGGUGCUCCUGAGACCUUCCAGCGCUGUCUAGAGGAGAAUCAAGAGCUCCGAGAUGCCAUCCGGCAGAGCAACCAGAUGCUGCGGGAGUGCUGUGAGGAGCUGCAGCGUUUCCAAGGCAGCCAGAGGGAGGAGAAGGAAUUCCUCAUGCAGAGGUUCCAGGAGGCCAGGAGACUGGUAGAGAGACUGAGUCUGGAGAAGCUCGACCUGAGGAGGCAGAGGGAGCAGGCCCUGCAGGAGGUGGAGCACCUGAAGAGAUGCCAGCAGCAGAUGGCCGAGGACAAGGCCUCAGUGAAAGCCCAGGUGACGUCCUUGCUAGGGGAGCUCCAGGAAAGCCAGAGUCGCUUGGAGGCUGCCACCAAGGAGCGGCAGGCUUUGGAGGGCAGGGCCCGGGCAGCCAGUGAGCAGGCCCGGCAGCUGGAGAGCGAGCGGGAGGCGCUGCAGCAACAGCACAACGUGCAGGUGGACCAGCUGCGCAUGCAGACCCAGAGCAUGGAGGCUGCCCUGCGCAUGGAACGCCAGGCUGCCUCGGAGGAGAAGCGGAAGCUGGCCCAGCUACAGGUGGCCUAUCACCAGCUCUUCCAAGAGUAUGACAAUCACAUCAAGAGCAGUAUGGUGAGCAGUGAGCGAAACCGAGGAAUGCAGUUGGAAGAUCUCAAGCAGCAACUUCAGCAGGCCGAGGAGGCCCUGGUGGCCAAACAGGAAGUGAUUGACAAGCUGAAGGAAGAGGCUGAGCAGCACAAGAUUGUGAUGGAGACCGUUCCGGUGCUGAAGGCCCAGGCGGAUAUCUACAAGACGGACUUCCAGGCUGAGAGGGAGGCCCGGGAGAAGUUGGCCGAGAAGAAGGAGCUCCUGCAGGAACAGCUGGAGCAGCUGCAGCGGGACUAUAGCAGGCUGAAGGCCAGCUGUCAGGAGUCAGCCAGGAUUGAAGACAUGAGGAAGCGGCACGUAGAGGUCUCCCAACCCCCCUUGGCCCCUGCCUCAGCUCACCACUCUUUUCACCUGGCCCUGCCUAGCCAGAGGAGAAGCCCCCCCGAGGAGCCGCCUGACUUCUGUUGCCCCAAGUGCCAGUACCAGGCUCCUGAUAUGGACACCCUGCAGAUUCACGUUAUGGAGUGCAUCGAGUAGGGCCACCUGCCGAUGACCAGCCUAGGACAGUGCGAUCUGCUUUCCUCUCCCAUCUGCCCAGUCCUGGAUUACGGGCUAGGUGACAAAGAGCGGGCUACUUAUCUGAGCCCUAAGAGCUAGCUGUAGGGCCUUACGCUUCAGCUCCCCCGUCUGCUGGUUCGCCUCUUUUAGGGUACACAGAGCCCCAGCUAGGCCUUGUGCUGUGCUCUUUUCAUUCGUUCUGUGUGUUUGAACUACUUGCCUCUGGGGGUCCCGCUUCUUCCACCUCCACUGGGGAAGUCAGGAAUCAGGGCCAGGUCUCUUCAGAGAGAACGGCUUCCCAGGCUGAGAAGGGAGGGGCCCUUCCUUCCAGCCCAGCUCCAGCACACCAUGGCAUCGUCAUGCUCUUGGGACACUGGGAGGCUGCACCACGGCAUGUGGCUUUAUUGCCCAUCUUCUUGUCAUAAGUAAUGCCGCAGUGAAAACCCACGUGCGUCACUCAUGUGUGUCUUUGGGUUGGAUUCUUAGAAGCGGCAGCACUGAGCAUCCGCAAACAGGGUAGAUGGUGCUGAUGCCCCCCCAGUGCGGUUUCCUGCUGUCCCCUCAUUCCCCACAGCCUUGCCCCGGUGAGGGUUGUCCAACCUGUGGGCUCUUGCUAUCUGCCAGGCAUGCAGGUCUCUGUUAAGAGUGGGCUUGAGCAUCUCUCAGCGCUUCAGGGGGCCUUUUCAAUUGUGGCGUGAAUGGCUUGUUUGUAUUUUUGCCCACUUACCUCUUGGGCAGGUAGUCUUUUGUUCCUUGCUUUGCAGGAGCUCUUUGGUCAGUAGUGAAAUCAGCCCUUUUGUGUGAGGGAAGUUGCGACGAUCUUUUCCUGCGGUGACUGUACUAGCAUGUUCUGGACUUCGAGUUGGCUACCUUUGUGUAGUCGCAUUUCCCCACCUUCCCUCCACUGCUUUGGGUGUGGACUUGUGACUACCUAGUGGUCUGAUGGGAGGAUGCUUCUCACAAGUAUGCUGCUGCUUUCUUUUCCCCAAUGCCACAGCCUGCCCUUCUCCUCCCCAGGAGCAUUGCCGCCCAGUGUGAGUGGUGGUGGCUGUUUCAUCACAUUCCAGAAGUCUGUGAUGCUGUGCCCUGCACCAGCCCCCAAUGCUCUGGCCUUGUGAAAGGAAACCACUUGGCAAUGACUGGCAGAUUAGGAGCACCAGAGGACUCUUCCUGGCUGUUUUGCAAGAUUGUGAAUAUUUUCUGGGAUGUCAAAGCCACAGGCAUUAACCCUGUGAUGUUGUAAAGAAAAGACGUUAGAAGUAGAGGAAGAAUACGCAUCAUUUCCUCCUUGGUGCCCUGGCUCUUGCCCCUGCCCUCUUCCAAGCUGCCUGGGCUAGGAAUGGGAUGUUGGGAAUCCACCCCUGGGCUUUUCUGCUACUUGGCAGUGAGAGGAAGCCUAGUGCAGGUAGACAGCCAGCAGCCCAUUAUGCAAAUAAGCCUGGAUUUGAGCGUUCCUUGGCAUCUGCAGGGCUGGGAGAGACUUUUCCGAUUCCUGAAGCCCAGGUGUCUAAUCUCAGGUGGUACUUGGGGGAAGCGUCAGAGGCCCAGUCGGGUUCCCCACCCCUGGGUGCUGCAUGUUGAUCCUAAUCUUGCAGUUUUUCUCAAGAGCACUUUUAGUUUUGGGGGGGAUGUGUUGGUUUCCCCUGGCUGCUGUCAGAGAGUACCACAAACUUGGUGGCUUAGAAUACCAGGGAUUCAUUGUUUCCAAGUUCUGGAGGCCAGCUGUGUGAAAUCGAGCUGUGGGCAGGGUUGGUUCUCUUUGGCGGCUCUGAGGGAGAGUCAGUUCCAGGCCACCAUCCCAGCUUCUGGUGGUGGCCCUUGGUGUCUCUUGGCUGGUAGACACAUCACUCCACUCUCUGCCUCCAUGGUUACAUGGCCUCUUCAUCUGACCAUGUCUUCCAUUCUGUCUCUUCUAAGGACAGCAGUCAUUGGAUCACCUGUGCUAUCCAUGAUGAUCUCAUCUUGAGAUCCUUACCCUCAUUACCUCCACAAAGACCCUUCUUCCAGAUAAGGUCCCAUUCACAAGUCCUAGGGAUAGGGAUGUGUUCAUAUCUUUUGGGAGCACCGUUCAACCCAGUAUGGGGCAUCUUCUGGAGGCCACAGAUUGGGACAGAUACAGUCACAGACAGGUGUCUCUAGGACCUGCAGCUUUGUUAGAGGGCAUGUUCUCCAGGGUGAUGGUGGCUGCUGGGCUGCAGAGGCCUAUGGUACUCUGUGGUGAGGAAAGCUGGAGUUUGUUGUGGGGCAGGUCCUUGCAGGUACAGGGACUGUUGUUCCUUAGAACAUCUCGUCUCCAGCUGGACACCACUGCUGGGUUCAGUGGAUGUGGGCGGGAGAAGGGGGUAGGCUGCAGUAGGAUGGCACUUUUAGGCCACCUGCACCCUGGGUGUUGGCUGCUGGCUGGGUAGGGACAGGCCUCACCUUUCUAAGAGGGUGAACAAAGGCACAUAGGAGCCCUUCUCUGACCAGCUCCCUCUUCUGAAAUGAGAUUGAAAGAAGGUGAGACCUAGCUGCAGUGAGAGAGGUGGACAUUCUCUUCCUCGGGAACUUCCGUCGGGCUCUGGCGGUGGCCCCAGGCAAGCCACACAGCAGUGGCAGCAGCUGGGAGCUUUGCAGACAUUCCUGCCUGGGACCUGGACCAAGGUCUGGUCUGGGCAGUAGCUGGGUACUGCUGCUCUUUUGGACCUUCCCUUCUGCCUCCUUCCUUCUGUAGGGCCGACUGUGCAUUUGACACCAAGGAUUUUAAACCAGGCCGUUUGCCCGGAAGUGAGGGAUUCUGCUUUCUUCCGUUCUGGCUUUACUUAGGUUGGGCUUCUGGAACAAGUGGUUGGAUUCCUCCUGUAAGGGAAGCGGCCUGCCUCCCUUAUUAGCUGUUGCCCUUUGAUGUUCACGACCCUGGGUCUGGGAUGUAGAGAGAGACAGCUGGAAGCAUACCCUGCCAGAACCUUUGUUCUGUGUUGCUCACACACACACACCCUAUGUUACUGCUGCUCGAUGCUCAAGAGAAAUCCAGAUGGCCAGUAAUAUAAGCACAAUAAGAAAGCCUUUCUCCUUUAAAAGUGACUAAAACAAUACAGACUCAACCUAAACAGAAAGUGAUUUCAAAUUGUAACAAAUGAAGACUUCUGAUGCCCUGCUAGCAAGGUGCAGGGGACAGGCCGUGAUGCCACCUCUCCUGUGUGGACCGGUUGGUGCAAUGGAACAAGCACUUAGGAAGCGUCCUCAGCCUGUUUAACAGACAUUCGGGACACAUGAUGACUUUGCCCUUGUAGAGGCGCGUGCUCCACCAUCAUUUGUAGCUGCUCAAGGUCACAGUGAAAGAAGAGACUGCACUUCCAGACAGCGUGGGCUUGUGCAGCCAGCACUGUGAACAUGUCACUCGGAACAUGCUCUAUAGCAUGUUGGUGUGAAAAAACCAGUAGACAAAAUUAUGUAUCAAGUGUGACUCCAAGAAAAAAGUAAAAGCUGCAGGUGCACAACCUGCUACCAUUUGGGUGGGAAAAUGGUAUUGUCAUUGUACUUUGCAAAAGAAAAAGGCCCUUUCUCUUAGAGAUACAAACUGCAGUAUUUAUGGAUGAAAUUAUAUGAUGCUUUAUUAAGUGAGUUGUGAGAGCCUUCGCAAUUCUUAUAUUCUCUGUAAAAGUUGGUAGAACAUUAGGAAUAUCUGCUCUUUGAAUGCUUGGUAAAACUGCUUAGACCGAAUGUAUUCCAUGUGGGUGAGGGUAGAUUUUAAAGCACUGUUUCAAUUUCCUUAAAGUAUACAGUUGUGCUCAGGUUUUUUAAUUUCUUGAGUAAGUUAUAUUUUCCUAGCACAAUGUCCAGUUAAUCACUUCAAAUUUACUGCAGUGAUUUUAUCUUAUCAUUUAAAAAAUCUCUUGCUACAUGUGUAUGAUUCAUUUUUCCACUUCUAACAUUUCUACUCAUAUAACUUUUUAAAAUCAAUCUUUCCCGAA
Hipposideros armiger (great roundleaf bat) is the source of this 5393-nucleotide messenger RNA. RefSeq names its product inhibitor of nuclear factor kappa B kinase regulatory subunit gamma (gene IKBKG). Gene Ontology annotation, biological process: positive regulation of canonical NF-kappaB signal transduction. Gene Ontology annotation, molecular function: K63-linked polyubiquitin modification-dependent protein binding. The transcript has 10 exons. Bases 160 to 1419 code for a protein of 419 amino acids. Lineage: Eukaryota; Metazoa; Chordata; Mammalia; Chiroptera; Hipposideridae. The record is from RefSeq and is a predicted model, not a curated record. Gene Ontology annotation, cellular component: IkappaB kinase complex; nucleus; cytoplasm.